This is a messenger RNA of Fraxinus pennsylvanica, 879 nucleotides long. The record is from the annotation of a GenBank genome assembly. NCBI's taxonomy places the organism in Eukaryota, Viridiplantae, Streptophyta, Magnoliopsida, Lamiales, Oleaceae.
AUGGCGGCGGCGGCUACGAGAGUGAUAACAUCAUCUAGCCACACCAUUAACACCACUCUAUUCUCCAAAAGUCUAUUCACUGGAAAAUCUCAAAAUCUCAGCCUUCGGUUCAAAAACAAUGUGCAGAAGAGGCGGCUCUUCACUUGCCGUGCCAUUUACAAUCCCCAGGUUCAAAUAAAAGAGGAAGGCCAGCCGGAAACCCUUGAUUAUCGUGUAUUCUUUGUCGACAAUUCUGGGAAGAAGAUUUCCCCUUGGCAUGAUGUACCAUUGCGCUUAGGCGAAGAAGUAUUCAAUUGCAUUGUUGAAAUUCCGAAAGAAUCAAGUGCGAAGAUGGAGGUUGCUACAGAUGAGCUAUUUACUCCCAUUAAGCAAGAUACAAAGAAGGGAAAACUUCGAUAUUACCCUUACAAUAUAAAUUGGAAUUAUGGAUUGCUUCCACAAACAUGGGAAGACCCAUCAUUUGCAAACACUGAAGUUGAGGGGGCAUUUGGAGACAAUGAUCCCGUUGAUGUUGUUGAGAUUGGGGGAAGACAAGCCAAAAUUGGAGAAAUUUUGAAAGUCAAGCCCUUGGCUGCUUUGGCCAUGAUUGAUGAGGGAGAACUUGACUGGAAAAUUGUAGCAAUUUCACUGGAUGAUCCAAGAGCUUCCCUUGUCAGUGACAUUGACGAUGUUGAGAAGCAUUUCCCGGGAACUCUUACUGCAAUCAGAGACUGGUUUAGGGACUACAAAAUCCCUGAUGGCAAACCUGCUAAUAAAUUUGGUCUUGGCAACAAGGCAGCAAACAAGGAUUAUGCUCUUAAGGUUAUUGCCGAAACCAACGAGACUUGGGCUAAACUUGUGACAAGAUCCACUUCUCCUCGUGAGCUUUCUCUUCUAUAA